Messenger RNA from Cynara cardunculus var. scolymus (artichoke), 918 nucleotides. Its product is annotated as adenine phosphoribosyltransferase 4. The coding region runs from base 140 to 658 and encodes 172 amino acids. NCBI's taxonomy places the organism in Eukaryota, Viridiplantae, Streptophyta, Magnoliopsida, Asterales, Asteraceae. Gene Ontology annotation, biological process: adenine salvage. Gene Ontology annotation, molecular function: adenine phosphoribosyltransferase activity. Gene Ontology annotation, cellular component: cytoplasm; cytosol. The record is from RefSeq and is a predicted model, not a curated record. The transcript has 5 exons.
GGUUUCAUUUCAUCACAUUGUGGAUUUUUAAAGAUUUGCCACUAUUUGGAUGAGAUGCUUUUGAAUUUGAGCCUCAAUACUCUUCACUUUCCAAUGUUUUUGCAUAUAUAUUGAUUUUAUCCUCAUCCCCUCACCCCAUAUGCAUACACUCUCUUUAUUGUUCAUGAUUGUAUAUAUCUGGGUGUCAGAGUCUGAUGAUCAAUUAUUGUUGGGUAGAUCUCUUGCAAAAGGUGGAGAGUCUAAUGUAAUCAAAUGGGCUCUAUUUGUUUUGUUCUCUGGAAUCGAGGCUCGAGGUUUUAUAUUUGGUCCUCCAAUUGCACUUGCAAUAGGAGCAAAGUUUGUUCCAUUGAGGAAGCCAAAAAAGUUGCCUGGUGAAGUGAUAUCAGAAAAGUAUAUCUUGGAAUAUGGGUCAGAUUGCCUUGAAAUGCAUGUUGGAGCAGUUGAAUCUGGAGACCGAGCUCUGGUUGUUGAUGAUCUAGUUGCUACUGGUGGCACUCUUUGUGCUGCAAUGAACUUACUCGAGCGUGCUGGAGCUGAAGUUGUCGAGUGUGCCUGUGUGAUCGAAGUACCGGACUUGAAGGGUCGGGAGCGGUUGAGAUCACACGGGAAGCCAUUGUACGUGCUUGUUGAGUCGCAGUUUGAGCCGAAUUCACAAUGAUGACGACGAUUAUGUUAUCUUUUGUGCAUUAUGGAAAAAGUGUACAUUAGAGGGCUGUUUUUGGCCAUAACUCUCGUUCGUAUAUGUCCCAAGUGGUAAAUUUUGGUGAUAAAACAUGUGAGGCUCAGACCACUCGUUUAGGGUUCGAACUGGAUUUCUCACUUGAUUCUUUCUUUUUCAUCUGGAUGGAUUUAUACAUACCGAUGACUAUCCAAAAUGCUAUUUGCAAUGAAUUUGAUUUUUUAAUCUACUGUUAAAAA